AUGUUAUAUAUGUACAUAAAUAAAAUAAUCAGCGACUAUUUGUGUACGCCACGAGUGCAGCCAUCAAGUCCCGAAGAUCAUUACCGCGCUGUGUGUCGAGCUUUAGCAACUGAGAGCAGUGAACUUCGAGUGUUUCUUACGAAAGUUUUUACCAACGAUGCUGAAUCCCUGAGAAUAAAAGCAGAUGCACAAUCAUCGAGACAAGAAUUGGCAAAGCUAGCAUUUAGUGAUUGGGCUAGAUUUUGGAUGCAAGUUGUCGAUGAGCUACGGCGUGGCGUUCGACUGAAGAAAAUUAACUUCAAUCAUCAUUCGCCUACUGAAUAUGAGUUGACACCGUACGAAAUCUUAAUGGAAGACAUUAGAUCGAGGAAAUACAACUUACGUAAAGUGAUGGUGAACGGAGAUAUCCCACCAAAAGUGAAAAAAGACGCACAUGCUGUCAUUCUCGAGUUUAUCAGAUCGCGACCGCCACUACGAAAAGCGACUGAUAGGAAAUUGGCACCGUUGAAACGUAAUCCAUCACCUCGUGAACAGUUGCUUGACUCCAUACGCAAAGGCAGAGUUUUAAAACCGGUUGCACAAGGAUUAAAGAAUCGA
Clunio marinus is the source of this 597-nucleotide messenger RNA. The record is from the annotation of a GenBank genome assembly. Lineage: Eukaryota; Metazoa; Arthropoda; Insecta; Diptera; Chironomidae.